This is a messenger RNA of Kogia breviceps (pygmy sperm whale), 2752 nucleotides long. RefSeq names its product protein phosphatase 2 regulatory subunit B'beta (gene PPP2R5B). Gene Ontology annotation, biological process: protein dephosphorylation; signal transduction. The record is from RefSeq and is a predicted model, not a curated record. Gene Ontology annotation, molecular function: protein phosphatase activator activity. Lineage: Eukaryota; Metazoa; Chordata; Mammalia; Artiodactyla; Physeteridae. Gene Ontology annotation, cellular component: cytosol; protein phosphatase type 2A complex; nucleus.
UGUGCGGGCCGACUGGGGGAGGUGACUUGAUGUCAUCGUGAGCAGCUGGGCGGCGGGUGCCGGUGCGCACAGAGCCGGGGCUCCUGUGGUGCUGCGCGGGUCGGGUGCCACGACUUGAGGAGAGGUCUGCGCGCUGCCCCGGCCAGCCCAGAGCCCGUCGGGCGCCCGCGCCCCGACCCGGGGCUGAGUUGGGUGCACGCUCCGGCCCCCCCCGGAGCCAGAGAGAGAACCCAGGAGCGCCGCCGCCCAGCGCCAGCGCCCUGAACCGGACCGCAGCUCGGGAGCCCUGAACAGCUGCUCCCCUCCCCACCGGCAGCCCCUGGAGGGUCGGCGACCAAAGUCUGGGCAUCUGAGAAAGCCAGGGUGGGAACCCUAACUGGACUCUUCCGACCCUCAGGAAGGACCUGAGACCUGAGCCAUCCUCCUCUCUACCGUGCUUGCCCCCCAGGACUGGGCGGUUGCCAGAGGCCCUGGGGGGGGGGCCAGGACUCUGGUUGCCCUCCUCCCCGCCGCACAGGAUGGGCCCAAGUUAGUCAGCUCAGCCUCACGCAGCGUCCUGCAGGCCCAGAGGGAAGCUCAGGGGCUCUGAAGGCUUGGCCUGCCGCUUGACCGCCAUGGAGACGAAGCUGCCCCCCGCGAGCACCCCCGGCAGCCCCUCGUCCCCAGGGCUGUCCCCGGUGCCCCCACCCGACAAGGUGGACGGCUUCUCCCGCCGUUCCCUCCGCAGGGCCCGGCCCCGGCGGUCCCACAGCUCCUCUCAGUUCCGCUAUCAGAGCAACCAGCAGGAACUCACUCCACUGCCCCUGCUCAAAGAUGUGCCAGCCUCUGAGCUGCAUGAGCUGCUGAGCCGGAAGCUGGCCCAGUGUGGGGUGAUGUUUGACUUCUUGGACUGUGUGGCCGACCUGAAGGGGAAGGAGGUGAAGCGGGCGGCGCUCAAUGAGCUGGUGGAGUGUGUGGGGAGCACUCGGGGGGUCCUCAUUGAGCCUGUCUACCCAGACAUCAUCCGCAUGAUCUCAGUGAAUAUCUUCCGGACGCUACCACCCAGUGAGAACCCUGAAUUUGACCCUGAAGAGGAUGAGCCCAACCUUGAGCCUUCAUGGCCACAUCUUCAGCUGGUAUAUGAGUUUUUCCUGCGUUUCUUGGAGAGCCCAGACUUCCAGCCCUCCGUGGCCAAGAGAUAUGUGGAUCAAAAGUUUGUCCUGAUGCUCCUGGAGCUAUUUGAUAGCGAGGACCCUCGGGAGCGUGAGUACCUCAAGACCAUCUUGCACAGGGUCUAUGGAAAGUUCCUGGGGCUCCGGGCCUACAUCCGCAAACAGUGCAGCCAUAUCUUCCUCCGGUUCAUCUAUGAACUCGAGCACUUCAAUGGCGUGGCUGAGCUGCUGGAGAUCUUAGGAAGCAUCAUCAACGGCUUUGCGCUGCCCCUGAAGACCGAGCACAAGCAGUUUCUGGUUCGAGUCCUGAUUCCCCUGCACUCUGUCAAGUCGCUGUCUGUCUUUCACGCCCAGCUGGCAUACUGUGUGGUACAGUUCCUGGAGAAGGAUGCCACUUUGACAGAGCAUGUGAUCCGGGGGCUGCUCAAAUACUGGCCCAAAACCUGUACCCAGAAGGAGGUGAUGUUUCUGGGGGAGAUGGAAGAGAUUCUGGAUGUCAUUGAGCCCUCCCAGUUCGUGAAGAUCCAGGAGCCCCUCUUCAAGCAGGUGGCUCGCUGCGUGUCCAGCCCCCAUUUCCAGGUUGCAGAGCGGGCUCUGUAUUUCUGGAACAAUGAGUAUAUCCUGAGCCUCAUUGAGGACAACUGCCAUACUGUGCUGCCUGCUGUGUUUGGGACCCUCUACCAAGUCUCCAAGGAGCACUGGAAUCAAACCAUUGUGUCUCUGAUCUACAAUGUGCUCAAGACCUUCAUGGAGAUGAAUGGGAAGCUGUUUGAUGAGCUCACAGCCUCCUACAAGCUGGAAAAGCAGCAGGAACAGCAGAAGGCCCAGGAGCGUCAGGAGCUGUGGCAAGGCCUGGAGGAGCUACGGCUGCGCCGGUUACAGGGGACCCAGGGGGCCAAAGAGGUCCCGCUCCAGCGGCUUACACCCCAGGUGGCCACUGGUGGAGGUCAGAGCUAAAGAUCCCCAGAAGGAGAGGAGCUAAACCCAGAGCUGUCAGUCCCUCCAUCCUCCCUCCUGCCCAGGGGUCCAGAGAGAUACACACCUACUCCUGGCCUUGCCAGAGGGGGCUCGGAGGGCUUCCUGCCUGGCCCGGCGUGGCCAGUUUCCACUGGGGGGAGAGGAGGAGAGAUGGGGGUCCUGGCAACAGAACUCUCAGGCCCUCCUGGCAGGACUUGACCAGGGCGAGCUUGACCAGGAAGCUGCCAUUGGGGAUCUGCCUCUGCCCCACAAAGCUGGGCUACAGACUGCAGGCAGGUUCCCACCCCCUGCUCCCAGCCUAGGGCAAGGGGGCUCGGCCCCUCACCUGCCCCACCUUGUGCCAGCGGGAGGGCCUUCCUCACCCCACCAUGGGAUCCAUGGUCUAUUUAUUCUCCCCCAGCUCACCUGCAACACAGACAUUAUCCUGGGCCUGGGGCACCCUCCUUCCUUCCCUCCCCUCCCUUGCCCUGUACAUCCUUGUCCCCUUUUUAUUUAUUGGGCAGGGGGAGGGGUGAGGGCACAGGCAGAAGAUUCCCUGUGUCCUGGGGCAACGGGGGUGGUCACAGUAACCAUGGUCUGUUCCCCUUUCCCUGGCUGGGGGUAGAUUUAAUAAAGAGAGAAAC